AUGAUGCUGGUUCUCUGUCAACUUGAGACUCAGAGCAACUUCACCUUCGUGAACUCAUCAUCACCUCAACCCCACAGAGACCAAGAGGAGCAUCUCCAGAAAAUCUGGGGCCUUCAGUCCAGGACUGUUGUCCAGAACUCCAAAGUCCUCAACAAUCCCUCGGUUCCUCUAUCGAAGCAGAGGCUUUGGGAAAUCCCCAAGUCCAAGUCCAACCCAUCGGUAAAAAUUAAGCUUCAGCCCACCACGAACGUUCAAGGACUCUCCAAACCGUCGAGGUUGUUCAGCUGGGGCGACUUUUACUCCAACAUCAAAACCGUCAAGCUGAAUUUGCUGAUAAUGGGGAAGAUCGUGGAUCACGGCAACGGCUCUCUCGGCGUCUACUUCCGUCACAACUCCACGGGUGUUGGCAACGUGUCGGUCAGCCUGGUCCCGCCCAUGAAGGAGGUGGCGUUCGACCUGGAGCGCCAGAGCGUGGUCCACCCCAAGGAGUCGAAGACGUUCAACUGCAGGGUGGACUACGAGAAAACCGAACGCAGCAAGAAGGUGAUGCUGUGCAACUACGACCCGUCGAAGACGUGCGACCAAGAACAAACCCAGAGCCACAUCACCUGGAUGUGCUCCAAGCCUUUCCAGGUCAUCUGCGUCUACAUGUCGUUCUACAGCACGGAUUACAGGCUGGUCCAGAAGGUCUGUCCGGACUACAGCUCCCAGGUCCCACCCUACCUGCCCACAGGGUAAACAUGGGGCCAGGUGACGAGGAUGAAGGGAGGAUGCAGUUUGAGCCGUUCAAAACUUUAUCCUAAAAUAUAUGGAAUGCUGUUUGUACAGUAAGUGAGUCAAAUAUUAACAGCAAUAAUUUGGAUUAUUUAGCCUGUUAUAAGCGGGGAAAAUAGGUUUUCUUUCCAUAUUCUCACCAUAUUAUUCAUUCACUUAUAAAUGUCCCAGUUUCAAAGUAAAUAUUCAUUUAGCAAGUUACAUAUUUAGUUUACUAACUAGAUAUUUAGACCCAAACAAAAGAUUUAGCUUGCUAACAUUUUAAUAUUUAGUUUGGAACAAAAUCUUUAGCUUGCUAACUUCUUAAUAUUUGUUUGGAACUAAAUAUUUAGUUCGGAGCUUACAAGCUAAAUAGCUUUAUAGCUUGUAAGAAACAACCUACCUAAAUAUUAGCAUGUUAGCUCACUAAUGUGCUAAUAUUUUGCUAAUAUUUAGCUUGGAGCUAAACAUAAAUUAAAUAUAUAGCUUGGUCGUUAAAUAUUUAGCUAAAUAGUUUGUAAACAACAUAUUUAGCAUGCCAACUUGCUAAAACUUUAGCUUGGAGCGAAAUAUUUAGCUUGCUAACUUGUUAAUAUGAGCUAACUAUAAGUUUGGGAGCUUAAUAUUUAGCUAGCUAACUUACUAAUAUUUAGUUAAACUAAACAGUUUGUAAAAAAACAUAUUUAGCUUGUUAACUUGCUAAUAUUUAGCUCAGAACAAAUAUUUCACUGAUAAGCUAAAUACUUAGCUUACUAGCUUAAUAGUAAGCUAAUUAGCUGGUAAAUAUUAGUUAGCUAAACGUUAGCUUACUAUUAUUGA
Xiphophorus hellerii (green swordtail) is the source of this 1572-nucleotide messenger RNA. Its product is annotated as neurexophilin-1-like. The record is from RefSeq and is a predicted model, not a curated record. Lineage: Eukaryota; Metazoa; Chordata; Actinopteri; Cyprinodontiformes; Poeciliidae. Bases 1 to 738 code for a protein of 245 amino acids. Gene Ontology annotation, molecular function: signaling receptor binding. The transcript has 2 exons.